Hymenoscyphus albidus is the source of this 1630-nucleotide messenger RNA. The record is from the annotation of a GenBank genome assembly. Lineage: Eukaryota; Fungi; Ascomycota; Leotiomycetes; Helotiales; Helotiaceae.
AUGCCGACCAUGGAAAAGUCCGAAAGAAUACCAGUGGUUUCUGAUAUGAUGAAGGAGCUCGAUGCUGUAUUGGAACAAGAUCUCUCUUACGUUGAGUGGGUUUGUCCCUUCUGCUCGGUGGCCACGACUAAAUUGUGACAGAUUGAUGGAGAUCAUCCACCGGCACGCGCUUGGGUAUCUUGGUAUUGGAUCACCCGAAGGAGAGGAUGAUGAUAUCGGAGACGAAGAAGAUGGCGAUGAGAUGGAAUCCGAAUCCGACUCCCCCGCUCCACCAAAACUCGCCCAAGGGUCCCCGAGAAUGAUAAUUGAUGAUUGCCAAGGGAAGUGUUCUAUGCUGGACCUCCUCCAUACCAUACCAAGAAAGAUUCUCAAAUCUCUAAUUCUAAAUACCAUCGCAUACGAUUAUACCCACGACCCCGAAAUCAAACAACUCCUCCACGAAGAAAACAACUGCCGGAGUGUACGUGGUUUCCAUCAUCAAAAAGGAUUCCACUGGACAAAGCCUUGGCCUGACCGGACGUGAUUGGGCCCGAAUUACCAAAUUUCGCAAGGCAUACUUCAGUUAUGAUCCAAAUUCCGAACCAACUAUGGACGCAAAGGCCAUUGAAGUGGUGAUCGGCAUCGACAUGGCCAUGCGCCUCUCUUCCCUGUCUCGUAAUAAGGUAGCCAUGGACGUAUAUAGUCAAAAUCUACAACAAAAUGGCAAACGUCUACUCGACUUCCAAAACCGAAAGGUUUUUUUCACCAAACUAAAGGAGAGACACCAAUUCGCAGACCAAACCAUCGAACAAAUCCAAGCGCCAAUAUACGUUGGUUGUGGGCAGCAUCUAAAACAACAAUCGUCACUAGAUGACAUAUUCAGUGCAACCAAAACCUCUAAUAGCCUGUGCUUCAUCCAAAGCUGUCUGCUUCUUAUGAAUGUGGAAUUCGAAACAGCCAAUAUACACCAAUUCUCAAGAUCUGGGAACCCCAUCAACUCAAAGGUGCCGAGGCGUUGCUAUCGUGGAUAACUGGAGCAGCGUUCGAGGAUGGCGGCUUCAACAAUGCGCCAGCUGGGGUACAAUCAGUGAGCGAUCAGAAUGGUAUUGACAGAUUUGAAGCUGCAUUGGAAGAGGUUUGGGUGAAAAACCCAUGGGCAAUGGAGAAUCAAUCAAAGUCCGGAGAGUACCUUCAAAGGUUUCAAGAUAUCAUCGAGAUGGGCGAAUACUACCAAUCCAAGCAAUUGGAAUCACUCGAAAACAAUGCCCGCGAUGUUGUCGAUAAUUUGGUGAAGGGUUACAACGAAUUCGAAGAGAUGUCUAGAGACUUGGAGCGACAAGAGCGUGAAUUGGACCAGGAAAUCUUGUUUGCAGAGAAGAGGGUUGAUUACCUAAAAAAGACCCAAGAACUUGCUGAAAAAUGUCCGGUAGCUGAGAAGGUUGAGAUCCCGCACUUGUCGGAAGUGCCUAGAGUGAGGGUUGGUUGGGAUCUGGGGAGCAAUUCCACGAUUGAAGUCGACCGGUAUUUGGCGGGUAUAAGGGGAGUUAGAGGGGUUCUGGAGACUUGUCAGCCCAAUCUCAACAAUGGGGUAUAUGAGGAUGAGAAUAUGGAUGAGGUUGUGGUUGUGGUUGUGGAGGAUGAGGAAGCUUAG